AUGGGAGUCGUUCCAGAGUUGCCAGUGGGUUCCUGCAGUCGAGCCAUGCCAGUAAUUGGCAUGGGCACAUCGGUUGAUCCCCCAAUUUCUGCGGAAGCCAAAAAAUCAGCAUUUCUCGAAGGAAUCAAGAAUGGUUACCGUCAUUUUGAUACAGCCUUCAUCUAUGCAUCGGAGCAGCCUCUUGGCGAAGCAAUUGCAGAAGCUUUACAGUUGGGUCUCAUCAAAUCCCGAGAUGAGCUCUUCAUCACUUCCAAGCUAGGUUUUGACUUCGCUGAAAGACACCUUGUUGUCCCUGCCAUCAAGAUGAGCCUCCAGAAUCUUCAACUGGAAUAUCUUGACCUGUUUCUGAUACAUUGGCCAUUGAGGCUGAGCCCAGGAGUAUGGGAAUUCCCAACUCCAAAGCAACACAUACUUCCAAUUGACAUGAAGUCGGUGUGGGAAGGCAUGGAAGAGUGUCAGAAUCUGAGUCUCACCAAGGCCAUUGGAGUCAGUAAUUUCUCUCCUAAGAAACUUGAAGAGAUCCUUUCCUUUGCCAAGAUUCCGCCGGCGGUCAAUCAGGUGGAGAUGAAUCCAUUUUGGCAGCAGAAGGAUCUGAGGGAGUUUUGCAAAGCAAAAGGCAUUCAAAUCACCGCUUACUCCCCUUUGGGUGGAGUUGGGACUCAAUGGGGAGAUGAUCGGGUUAUGGGGUGUGAUGUGCUGAAAGACAUUGCCAAGGCUAAAGGCAAAACCACUGCUCAGGUUUCGCUGAGAUGGCUGUAUGCGCAGGGUGUGAGUAUGGUAGCAAAGAGCUUCAACAAGGACAGAAUGAAGGAGAACCUCGAAAUCUUCGAUUGGUCAUUGACUAACGAAGAGUUGAACAAGAUUGAUCAGCUUCCUCAGCGCAAAAGGGUCCUGCUUGCCCCUCUGCUGGGGCCUCACGAUUUAGUUCUGGAGAUUGAUGCAGAGAUAUGA
This is a messenger RNA of Vitis vinifera (wine grape), 951 nucleotides long. RefSeq names its product D-galacturonate reductase. Bases 1 to 951 code for a protein of 316 amino acids. The transcript has 4 exons. The record is from RefSeq and is a predicted model, not a curated record. Lineage: Eukaryota; Viridiplantae; Streptophyta; Magnoliopsida; Vitales; Vitaceae. Gene Ontology annotation, molecular function: aldose reductase (NADPH) activity. Gene Ontology annotation, cellular component: cytosol.